AUGGACCAGCCAGAUUUGACAUACCUUGAUCGCCCGACGAAACGAGUGCGCCAAGCUUGUGAACCUUGCAGGCGUAAAAAAGCCAAAUGCCCUGGAGAGCAACCUGAUUGCUCCCUGUGCGUUAGACUACACCAGGAAUGCUACUAUGCUGAAGAAAGACGACGGCCACGGCCACCCCCACCUGAAGAGGAGAAUUUCAUAUCCAAACCUGUUACGGUCGUAUCAGCAUCUCGCGCUCUGGAAGACAGACUACGGAGCUUGGAAGGCAAAGUUGGUGAUGUUCUUGAUCAUCUAGAGGCAAAUCCCAGGGCAAAACCCAAGACAAAUCCCGGAAAUAAAUCUACAAUAUUACCGCCAUGGGAAGAAAUUGUAUUAAUUGCAGAACUGUACUUGCUGUACUGUGACUCUCAGCCGCUUCCUCUCUUUCACCGGAAGAGUUUCCUAGCAAGCCUGAAGACUCGGGACGUUGAGGUUCUAUAUGCUAUCACUGCACUUAGUAUUCGUUUUUUUGACGAUGCAUAUCCUAAUGUCAAAGAAUUGACAGAACUUAUUAAUGGCUAUGCCGAAGUGGCGCGUGGCCUUGUCAUGAAGCGAGUCUCAGAGGGCCCAGUUGAGGUAUCAACCCUCCAAUGUCUGUGUCUUCUGAGUCUUGUAGACUUCACGAAUGGCAACACACAUCGCUCCAGUAUUCACAGCAGUCUUGCGGUGAACCUGGCAAAAGGUGCUCGUCUGGACCUAGAACCUCGUAGUACCCCAUUAAGCAACGUACUUCGAGAGGAGCGUCGACGAUGCUUUUGGAGUAUAUGCCUCUUAAAGCGACUCCAUGGUGGAGAUUUCUCGAUUUCUGACCUUCCUGAGGUGGGAGGCCCUCCUUAUCCACAAAGCCCAACUCUACCUCCAGGUAAAGAUCUUUCCCCCUCAGUUAUGUGGAAAAGCGAGCCCCAGGACCAAGGUAUAGUUUCAUAUGUCAUCAUGCUAAGUGAGGUGUUUGCGAGAACUGCACGAUAUGUCCGACACCGAGGACAACCCAGUAACGUUCCACCGUGGUCUCCCCAUUCCGAGUACUCAAAGAUUCUUGCGCUGCAAAUGGAUCUCGAGACACGAAUGCCUCUCACACACCGGUUCAAACCUGCCAAUCUCGGCGAUAGAUCAUUAGAGGAAUUGCAGGCACAUCGGGAGUACUGGGGCCCUUGGCUUUUGAACCAGUUUAUUUACCAUACUACCCUGUGCCUCUUGAAUCAUCCUCUUCUCUUGUCACUGAGUCUCCGCACAUUUAAAAGUACAAUCCCUGAGAUAUUUCUGCAACAUACCUCUGAUUUAAUCUCAACGCACACCACGUGGAUAAUUCAUUUCGUCAAUUUCUUCGAAGAGAAAUCCUUCUUAGUCUCGGAUCCACUUCUGGGAUAUUGUGCUGCUGUCGUAGCGACUAUCGAGCUUCAGUUGAGCUUUACAGAAGAUUCCAAUAUCAGAGAAGAAAAGCGGGACAGGUUUGCCAAAUGCGUCAAGUUUGUCCAGCAAAUAGGCCUUCAGUGGCCCCAUAUGGCUCGCCUGGCGCAGAAACUACAACACCUAGAAGAUGCCGUUUCCUCAACAUAUCAAUCCGACCCAGGCGCUCAAAACCAGAGUCUUCUAAUCGACCUAUCCCGCUUCUGGGAAAUUCUAGAAUACUCAUCCAACAGUGACGCUGACUCUGCGCGUCGCUUAUUUGGAGACUCUCUUUGCAAUGGCUCUUUUUCAACUGCGGUGGCAGAAGUGUCUCAGACUUCGCCACUCCCUGCACCAACACGCCUCGAUACCCAGGGAGAGAGAGUAUCAACCGGUAGCUCUCAGUGGCAAGCCUUCAAUUUCAACACUCCAUAUCCCGGGGCUCAGAGCCACGCUUCAAACUUAUUGGUCUCGCCUCGCCAGUUGUCUCUUUUCAAUGAAGACUUCUCCAUUCUUGCAACAAACUUUUUCUCGCAGGGGCAAGAAUUUCUUCGUAGCGGUGAUACCUGGGAAAAUAUUGGAAACUUUUAG
Molecule: messenger RNA, 2016 nt
Organism: Penicillium taxi
Lineage: Eukaryota; Fungi; Ascomycota; Eurotiomycetes; Eurotiales; Aspergillaceae
Exons: 6
Coding region: 1-2016 (671 amino acids)
Biological process (GO): DNA-templated transcription; regulation of DNA-templated transcription
Cellular component (GO): nucleus
Molecular function (GO): zinc ion binding; DNA-binding transcription factor activity, RNA polymerase II-specific; DNA binding
Source: RefSeq, a predicted model, not a curated record